GGCUGAAGAUGGCGAGCCCCGCGCCUCCGGAGCACGCCGCCGAGGGAUGCCCGGCUCCGGCGGUCGGGGAGCAGGCGCUGCGGCCGCCGCCUCCGCCCCGGGCUCCCCCCGAGGAGCAGGGGGAGGAAGCGCAGGAGAAAGGAGCGGUGGCGGCCAGGGCGGGGCGGCAGGUGGAGGAGGCCGCCGGCGGGGUGGCCGCCGCCGUGACCUGGCUGCUGGGGGAGCCCGUGCUGUGGUUGGGCUGCCGCGCGGACGAGCUCCUGAGCUGGAAGAGGCCGCUGCGCAGCCUGCUCGGCUUCGUCGCGGCCAACCUACUAUUCUGGUUCCUUGCACUGACUCCAUGGAGAGUGUAUCACCUGAUUUCUGUCAUGAUACUUGGGCGUGUUAUUAUGCAAAUAAUAAAGGAUAUGGUUUUAUCUAGAGCUAGAGGUGCACAGUUAUGGAGAAGCCUCAGCGAAAGCUGGGAAGUUAUCAAUUCCAAACCAGAUGAAAGAUCCAGGUUCAGCCACUGUAUUGCAGAAUCAUGGAUGAAUUUCAGCAUAUUUCUUCAAGAAAUGUCUCUUUUUAAACAGCAGAGCCCUGGCAAGUUUUGUCUCCUGGUCUGCAGUGUGUGCACAUUUUUUACAGUCUUGGGAAGUUACAUUCCUGGAGUUAUACUCAGCUAUCUACUGUGUAAGUAUGGUAGAACAUUUGGCUAAUUUAUGUGAUGCAUAUGGUAUCAUUUAAUGGUCAACAUGGCCUUCCAUAGUUUGGAAGAGGAGGGAUGGGUCCUUAACUAUACAGCAUAUUGGUUAUCCUUUAAUUUCCUGCUGUACAAAGUUUCUCCUUUUCCUAGAGACAUGUUUAUAUUUUAAAGUUGGAGGAACGGCUGCCAAAAGGCAGGGUUGGUUAUAAGUGAUUUGAUUUGAUUUUAAAUUAUGUCAGUAAAACCAUAAGUAAGCUAUAUUUCCCAUCCCCCACAAACACACUAAUCCCUUUGCCCUUGUGUAUGUUCUGUGGCUCAAAAAAUAAUUAAAACCACAAUGUCAUACCAUUACACCCCCACCAGAAUGAAUAAAAUUU
Leptonychotes weddellii (Weddell seal) is the source of this 1062-nucleotide messenger RNA. The record is from RefSeq and is a predicted model, not a curated record. Lineage: Eukaryota; Metazoa; Chordata; Mammalia; Carnivora; Phocidae.